CUGGAUUGAAUCAAUGAAUAUAAGAUAAUGCUCAAACACAAUACAGUCACUUAAGUAUUAUCAUUGUGUUACUUUUAGGAUGGAAAUGGAAAUACAUGUAAAAUGUAGACUUACAAAAGGAACUGUCUAACAGUAAUGUAAAUGUACUUUGAUUGUAAUCCAGAAGUUAUAAAUCAUGAUAUUUUUACAGUGUAUACUGACUUUACAAUGAAACAUUCUUAAGUUAACACUUGAUAUAAAACCCAUUGGUCCAAAAUGGGAAUAUCACUUCAGCAAUGGCGUGGCAAAAUUGGAACAUUUAGCCAAACACUGAAGAACAGUUUCAUUUUAAAUCUGAUAAUUCUUCAGCAGAAAGGGCUUUCACUAGCCAUAAGGAUUGCUCUGUUCUAUUUACUUUGUGCACAAUGUGUGGAACCUAACCCAGGUCCUCCAAAAGUCUUCCAAGGAACAAAUACAACCAAAGAAGAUGAACCGGUGGAAGAAUUAAACAUGGCUGGAUUGAAUGAAAGUAGCUUGACAAAGAUGCGGCCCAUAGAAAGAGUGAUAUAUGAGCGAGUGCCUGGCUCCACUCCCCAGGAGGAGUUAAAAUUGCUUAAGGAUGAGGAGUACGAAGAAUAUGACAGAUUUGAUGGUGAGGCAGAAGAAAUAACACCACUACCAGCAAAUCCUGAGCUGAUGCGAAAGGUGUCUUUGAAGAUGAGUGACAUAAUGGGAGAUAUUGGGGUGACACAAGAAAUGGUGAACAGGCGACGUCGAUUAUUCCUCAUGCGGGAGAAAGUCAACACUGACUAUAGCAACAUAAUAAACCUUAAAAAUGUAAAGAAGUUCCAUUUUGGAAGCCAAAGUGAAGGAAGCACCACUCUUGAGAUGAAUUCUGACAUUGAUAUGCUUGUUUGUGACUAUGACUGCCCAGUGGAACUGACCAUUCCAGACAAAGACCCAUUAAUAUCUUUCUUCUUAGCGAUCAGAACUCCAGAAAUGCCGGCCCAGCACUGUUACCUUCAAAUGUUCUGUCCAUACACCAGAAAUCCUGCCACUGUUGAGCAUGUAAUUGGAAGGCAAGAAGAUGUGGAAAUAGAUGAUGAAGGUAGGGUGCUUCUCAAACACAUAUACGAUGACAAUAGGCUUAAAGAAUUGUGGAAAGGGAAGUAUAAAAAACAAGGACCAUCAAGGAGUGGAUGGGAGGACUUUGAUAUGGUGUCAGCCUUGCAUUGUGCUACCCUCCCUGAAGAAUGCCAGUAUCUGUUUACAAGGAUGCGUCCAGGUCACUGGCCCAGAAAAGAAGUCUUGGAAAAAGCAAAGGGACUGGGAACAUUUGUUGUGCGUCAAGGACAUCCAAACAGCCCCAAGUCAGAACUAGAGUGGAGAUUCUCUACGUCCCAAAUAGAGCGCCUGCUAAUGUUUGACUUGAACAUUGUUCAGUUAAGAACAUACAUAAUCGUAAAGCUAAUUCGGAAAUCCAGAUUUAAAGAAAUGGUGGAAGACAGACUAAGCACAUUCCACUUCAAGACAGCAAUGCUUUUCACUGUCGAAAAAUAUCCACCUGAAAUAUGGCGGGAUGAAAAUCUUACACAAUGUGUAAUUAACUGCCUAACAACAUUGCAGGAAUUUGUACGAAAAAGAAGCUGCCCCCACUACACAAUUGAAGGUGUUAACUUGUUUGCAGGGAAGCUAAAUGAUAGUGAACUCCAGAAAAUAGAUAAUGCACUGUCAGUUAUAAUAGAAGAGCCAAUGAAAGGCUUUAUAAGCAUAGACAUGGAUAAUAUUGAAAAGCGAGUGUUGGGCAGUGUGUUUGGCGUUACGAAAAAGGACACAGUUAAAGAAACAGCUUUAUGUUGCUUUGGGCAGUUCUGUGCCAUGUACAAAACAGUGGAAGGGAAAGAGGGCUUUGCAAGCAAAGCUGAUGGAAUCCAUUCCUUGAGACUUAAACAACUGCCGGCUGAAAUCAUGGACACCAAAUCUUUUAUCAUGAGUGAGAAGAUUCCAAAUAGAUUGUUCAAGGAGAUCCUGAAGAUACAAUGCUGCUUCCUUGGUUCAGUGAGGGCUUCCUUUCAUAUAGCAAAUAAGUGGGCCUUCCCUGACGAUAUCAACAUUCCAUACGCUGUAUCCCUGGAUGCGGACCUGACAUCAUGCAGACUCAAGUUUGCCUCCAUGUUGUACCGCAGUCGGCAGUAUACACUUGCUGAACAAGUGCUGGCACAUGUUGAAAGCCUGCUACAUCCGAAUGUGUGGCAAUGGUGUGGGUGUCAGGGAAGACCUGAGAUAAAACCCACCAAUGAACUUGUUGAAAUGAUAAGAAACUUGCCUGAUAUAGGACUGAUAGAUAAAGAUGGUCUUCCAAUGAUAGAAGUCAAUGAGCAUGUAGAUAUUCCAGAAUUAGAACUGUUUAAGGCAAACAUUGCUCGCAGUGUCAAGUUCAUAAAACUGGAGUCACGCUGUGUGCCACAGCACCUGGUCUAUGAAAAAGAUCGGACACUCUGUGAUGAAGAGAGGUUGAUGAGACGGCCUGGAGAUGACUGGAUGGACGACAUCAUUAUCGACGCCAUUCCUUUUCUUUACUACCUGCAGUACCUCACAUACAAGGAACUCAAAGAUCAGGAAAUAAAUCGGGGACUCCAAAAAGAACUCAAUCAGAGAAAACAAGCAGCAUUGAAGAAACUUCAUCUCUAUGCAUUUGAGAAGAUUACAGGUCAAGGUCACGCUGAGACGGCCUUCAAUGUGCUUGGCCACUGCUAUGCACUGGAGAACAACAAAGAUAUGGCCAGGCAGUGUUACACCUCAUCACUAAGACUUUACAGAUUUAAUAAUGCUGCUAAUAUUCACAUGAGUGGACUGGGACUCAGCUUUGAGGAGUCGUUUGGCCAAGUUUAGCUCAAGCAAGACAAUAUUGCACACUAAAUAUUGGACCAACUCUUUUACUAUGACGUCAGCAAUCAAGUGCUUCCAAACUAAUUAUAUUGAACAUUUUAUUUUAUAUUACUUAGUUAUCUGAAAAGGCAGAAGUUCUUAAGCGCCACUCGUAAUUUGUUAAAAAUCAACAAAAUUUUGUCAAUAAAUAAUAGCACAUGGUUGCACUGUCCAAACUUCUUUUGAAUAUUAACCUAUUUUUGUACUUUAACAUUCUAAAGUAAAGGUCUAUUACUGGAACACAGUGUUAUGAAAACAAUAAAAUGA
Messenger RNA from Mya arenaria, 3174 nucleotides. RefSeq lists its product as uncharacterized. The transcript has 2 exons. Lineage: Eukaryota; Metazoa; Mollusca; Bivalvia; Myida; Myidae. The record is from RefSeq and is a predicted model, not a curated record. The coding region runs from base 256 to 2871 and encodes 871 amino acids.